This is a messenger RNA of Archocentrus centrarchus (flier cichlid), 1706 nucleotides long. RefSeq names its product zinc finger protein 883-like. Lineage: Eukaryota; Metazoa; Chordata; Actinopteri; Cichliformes; Cichlidae. The transcript has 3 exons. Gene Ontology annotation, biological process: regulation of transcription by RNA polymerase II. The coding region runs from base 2 to 1312 and encodes 436 amino acids. The record is from RefSeq and is a predicted model, not a curated record. Gene Ontology annotation, molecular function: RNA polymerase II cis-regulatory region sequence-specific DNA binding; DNA-binding transcription factor activity.
AAUGAGUUCAACACAACAGGACCAACAUGGACCGAGAAGUCAGUGCUCUCAGGAGGCUGACAAACCUCACAGAAGGAAGGGAGGAAAAAAAUACACCUGUGAUCAGUGUGGGAAGCGUUUUACUAAUAAGUGUACAUUGAAAAAUCAUCAAGUCAUCCACACUGGAGAGAGACCAUUCAGCUGUGACUUGUGUGGAAAGUCUUUUACUCAGAAGAAUCACCAAAAAAGUCACAAACUCAUCCACAGUGGAGAGAAACCAUACAGAUGUGAUCAGUGUGGCAAAGCUUUUAUUCAUAGUAACAACUUACGGAGGCAUCAAGUUACCCAUUCUGGAAUCAAGCCAUACAGCUGUAAUUAUUGUGGAAAAACUUUCAGCCAGAUAGGGAGCAGAAAUAUACACCUGCGCAUUCACACCAAAGAGGAUGUGUACUGUUGUGAUCAUUGUGGCAAACUGUGUACAACAGACUCACAGUUCAGAAGCCACAUGAUUACCCAUACUGAGGAGAGACCUUAUCAAUGUGACCUGUGUGAUAAGACUUUCAAAUCUCAAUGUACCUUAAAAGUACACCAAAAGAUCCACAGCAGAGAGAGACUCUACAAGUGCAGUUACUGUGAGAAGCAGAGCCACACAGAUGGAUCCAGUUCUCAGCCCUGUCGUCGCUGUGGUGGUGGGAAAGCAUUUCGCUGUGACCUUUGUGGGAAAACUUUCAAUCAGCAACGAAGCCUAAAAAUGCAUCAGCGUAGACACACUGGACACAAUCUGAACUACUGCAAAGUAUGUGGGAGAAGCUUCCCCACAACAAGUGAAUUAAAACAACACAUACUCUUCCACAGUGGGGUUAAAAAGCACCUCUGUGACCAGUGUGGGUUAUCUUUCACCACUACAAGUCACCUUAUGAUGCAUAAACAAGUCCACACAGGAGAGAAACCAUACAAGUGCAGACACUGUGACAAAAGCUUUUCACGUUCCAGUAGUUGUUACCGUCAUGAAAGCACACACAUUAAAGGGAACUACAGCUGUGACCAGUGUGAAAAGAGCUUCAGGAAUCUCAGUUCAUACUCCCGACACAAGCGAUCCCACGCUGCAAAGAAACUGCUUCACUGUUACCAAUGUGCAAAAACAUUCACUUCAUUAUCUGCUCUGUCCAAACAUCAGCAUGAUCAUGCAGGGCUGGAAUCAUUCCCAUCACUGGAUCACAGUGAAGCUGCAGUUACACAAAGAUCCUCUUCUGGUUGCAGGAUCAAAUUUAAAAACCUUGAGAUCCGGCUCCACAGAAUUCCAAUAAAAUCUCCUGUAAAGAGUUUCAGUUAAUGUCACACUUAGAUUAGUUUUGAACUUACAGUGAAUAGUCCUGAAUCUUAAAUUUAGGAUUCUGCAAGAAUAUCCAGACCAUCCUGGCAGUCUUUGUCCUACUAGAGGCCUGGGAGCUUGAGGGCCCUGCGCAGUAGGACCAGUAGCAGUAGCUGUUCCCAGGACUGCGCUCUUCUGGACAGAGAUCUCGCAUGUCAUUCCUGGAUUCUGCUGGAGUCACUGCCCCAAGUGUUCUGGUUUCCACGGGGACCAAUGUUACCUUCACCUAUCUUGUAUCUUUUUGUUUUUUUCACUUUAUUGCAAUGAAUUUUAUUUUGAAUUUAGACUGGGCUGUACUUCUAUGUAAUCAUUAGUUAUUUUAAUCAUUAAUAUUUAUUAAUCUUUGGAUGUAGAA